AUGUCUCCUACAGUGCGGAGCCAACCCGGUGACAUGCGCACAUCCAGAGACUCAGCAACGCUUCGCGGCUCCGUGACUAAAGCUGGUGCCACUUCAGAGGAAACCUUUCUUUGUAAACUACCAGCACACAGAACCAGGUGUGAGCGGUCCGGACAGCGGGGCAGGCGCAGAAUGAAGGCCAACGACCGGGAGCGCCACCGCAUGCACAACCUGAACUCCGCUCUGGACGCACUCAGGAGCAUCCUGCCGGCGCUGCCCGACGACGCCAAGCUGACCAAGAUCGAAACACUGCGCUUUGCCCACAACUACAUCUGGGCUCUGACCGAGACCCUGCGCAUGGCCGACCAGCACGGGCAUGCGGCGGACUACCUGCAGGUGGCGUCAGACCUGAGGAGCCCGGCGAGCGUUUCAUCUGCAGAAUCUGGUUACGUGACGUCAGCCGACUUUGACCCGAGAAACUCUGACUCAUUAGUUCAUGAAAUGAACAUGGCGUGCAGUCCCGAGGCUUAG
Molecule: messenger RNA, 510 nt
Organism: Seriola aureovittata
Lineage: Eukaryota; Metazoa; Chordata; Actinopteri; Carangiformes; Carangidae
Gene: neurog3
Product: neurogenin 3
Exons: 2
Coding region: 1-510 (169 amino acids)
Molecular function (GO): protein dimerization activity
Source: RefSeq, a predicted model, not a curated record